UAUGGAUUUAUUACAAUAUAUGGACAAUAGGUGAUAUUAAUUAAGACAAUAUUUCCGAAAUUUAAAGAACAAGAGAGUUAUCAUCGUCACCAUCAUCGUCAUCGUACUGUAUUCCGCUCAUGAAAACCAUGACAAGGCUUAAGAAGAAGAAACAAGAUAGAUCGAGUAAAGCUGAAUAUGCACGACCGAAUCUAAAGAAAAGGCGGACUUGUGAAGUGUGAACAAUGAACAUUACGAGGAUGAAGGAGCCCCUAAUUUCUAGACUUGAUGAUGACUGUAAGUAAUGAAAGGAAACUGCUCGGAAGGAACUAUCAGAGGCAAAAAAGGAUUAACAACAACUUCUUUAUGUUCGAUACUGGAAAUUCCUCAAAAACCUCAAAUUCAUACUCUUACUGACCUUUUAAAUUUCUCAACAUCACACCCGUUCAUUCUUAAUCAAUCUUUGUGUCUCUGCUCAAUAUUCUUAUUUUACAUUCCCAAGGGAGUAUUUUUCUAACUAUGGACAUCAUCACAAUAAUUUGGGCUUUGAUCGGUCUAUUAUAUCUGGCCAUGUUAGUUGUGGGAUUUUUUCUUGAUGAGAAAUUAAGGGUUCUUGAGGAUCAAACUGAAUACUUAAUUGCCAGGAUACAUGAUGUUGGAGAUAUGUUAUCUUCUCGUAUUCACCGUGUUAAGAAUCCAAAAUUAGGUAAUGAAGAUCUUAGCCGUUGGAUGUCUAAAGGGCAGGCUCUAGAGAAGAGCGUGAAGUACUUGUUAGGACAAAUUGGGGGUUGGAAAAGUCUGUUUAUGAGUGUGAAGAUAGUAUGGGGCGUUGGAAAAUUGGUUAGUGAUUUGGAAAUCCAUAACAGAAAAGGUGAUGUGCUCAUUAGGGAUCUCUUGCGUGAUGCAAGAAGCUUAUGUCGUAGCUCUUAUUUACCGGUGAAACCUGUAGUUGGUCAAGUAGCUUCAAAUACUUUGAAGCAACUUGAGCUUCUUUUGCAAGAAGAUAAGGUUGGGAGGAUUGUCAUUCACGGGGUAGAAGGAGUUGGCAAGACUUUUUUGAUGAAACACUUGCACAAUAGUGCGUUACGGUGUGUUGAGAAGUUUGAUAAUGUGAUUUGGGUCACAAUUCCAAAUCAGUUUACUAUCAAAUGUGUGCAGGAUGUUGUUGCUGCUUUGGUAAACUGUGAUCUGACUAGUGAUAAUGACUUGAAUGCAAGGGCUAGAAAACUGUCAGAUAAACUUGCAAGUCUUGGUAGUUGUGUACUUUUCUUAGAUGGUGCUCUAGGAAAAGAUUUUUCUUUAGAUCAGGUUGGAAUUGAUCUAGUUCCAGUAGAAGGCAGCAAGUUCAAGCUGGUAUUAACUACUAGGUUUACCUUUGGAUGGAGAGCGCUGGCUCAUUUUAAAGCUGUCAAAGUUGAUACCCUGCCAAAGGAUGAAGCAUACGAAUUAUUCAUCAAGGAAGCUAAUCUGGAGAAAGUAUCACUUUCUUCCCUUGGUCGCAGUCCUAGUUUACUUGUCGAUAGGUGUGGUGGAGUUCCGCGUAUGAUUGUUGAUUUAGCUACUAGGAUGUGCGGCAUAGAUGAUCAUCAUGAAUGGAGAAAUGCACUCUGAGUUAGGAUUUUGGGGAUGCAAAAUGAACUUCCAUUUGAGGUCGUAAAUAACCAAAAGUAACAUGCUUAUUUAGAGUUUCACUUUUCAUGGGCUCUAUAGUUGAGUCAUCUUAUAGGAAUUGGGUUCGAUGCAGGUGAAAGAAAUUGUUCUGCACUUCCUAGUUGAGGAUUUAAUUCAUCAAAUAGGAUGAUUGAAGAUAAAAGAGCUUGCAUUUUUUUCUCAUUCUUAGAAUGAUGUUUGAUAAAAUUAUUAUGUGAAGUAAUUAUUGCUAGAGCUUAACUUAUAGUGCUCUAAAAUAUUAUUGUUCAUUAUGAUAAAAUGCAUUGUAUCGAAACUACGAGUAACUAGUGAAUACAUUGUAUAUGAAGAGUUAUCAACUAUGAAAUCUUUGCGCUUAGAAUAGUUUAGAGAAUGAGAGUGUUAGAAUGUUAGUAGAAUGCGGGGACCACCCCCUAAUUUAUUUAAGAGUUCGAUUAUGCCUUACUUGGAGUUAGAAUGACUCCUUUAUAGGUGAAUUUCAUAUUUUGUUUGAGUUGCUCAGUAGGUUUUGGCGUUCUGCUAUCCCAAGGCGCUCAUUAAUAGUCGAAAGUGGGAGUUAUUCCCAUUUGAUAAAUUAUUAGAUUAUGAUUAGCUGGCGUGACUCAACUGGAUUAUGUCCGAUUGAUUUAAUAGUCCCCUGGGUGAGUAUCCGACGGGAUCACCGUAAGAGGGCUAGAGCAUACUUUUGUCAUUGGGCGCCGGAUGGCCGAUAUCGCCCCUUAACCGAGGUGUUACCAUGCGGGCCUUGCAAACCCCAAUAUGGUGGCCUCUUCUGGUUUUUGUAUCCCAGCGUGUUAGUUUUUUUCCCGAAGGUGGGACCCGAGAGGGUCAGCUGGAGGGGGUAAGAGCUCAUAUUUUGCCAUGGGCACCGGAUGGUCGAUAACACCCUUAGCCUUGUCACUAUGCCAUGAAGUGGAGAAAAGAUCCACAAAUAGAAUAUUACUCAUCGAUAGAAUGUUUAUUCAUUCAUAGAAAGCUUACACAUUGAUAGAACGUUUACUCAUUGAUAGAAAAUUUAUUCAAUGAUAGAGUAGUUUAUGCUAGUGAGAAGUGCACCUAAGUUAAGUUACCUUAAGGGAGUUACCAGUCCCAAAGAUGGACUAUGAUCACACUUAUUCUAAGAUAGACAAGCUCUAUAAGGUCAUGUGUUAGGUACUCUGUUAAUGCCUUGGUUGAGUUGAUACUACGCGUGUUUUGCAAGAGUUUAUGUUUUGAGAAGAGGAGUGUGAAGACCUGCAUUCUACCCCAAGAACACAUGGUUCAGGUUGGAAAGAACGUAAUGAGAUUAAGAAGUAUAAGUGGACGAUAAACGAUUACUAUCUGUGCUUGUGUCUAAUGAAAUCAUCUUAUGUUGUUGUAUAAUAUAAUGUUAUCUAGUAGCUGGCCUUAUUAUAUUUGAUGCUAGUUAAUAACGUGUACAUGUUUGUGUU
Molecule: messenger RNA, 3059 nt
Organism: Amaranthus tricolor (Joseph's coat)
Lineage: Eukaryota; Viridiplantae; Streptophyta; Magnoliopsida; Caryophyllales; Amaranthaceae
Product: disease resistance protein At4g27190-like
Exons: 2
Coding region: 499-1590 (363 amino acids)
Biological process (GO): defense response to fungus
Molecular function (GO): ADP binding
Source: RefSeq, a predicted model, not a curated record